AUGGAGCCCUUCUCCGCCCUCACACUGGACAGGCAACUCAGCCGGCUAGCUAGCCACUCAGAGCUAGCUAGCCAGCCACAGCUAGCUAGCCAUUCAGAGCUAGCUAGCCAGCCACAGCUAGCUAGCCAUUCGGAGCUAGCUAGCCAGCUGCAGCUAGCUAGCCAGCUGCAGCUAACAGCAGCAAAGCCGUUUUUGGGCCUCUCCAAAAGCACUCUGCGCUGCUACCUCAAUGUCAGUCCCUGCUUGGUGCUGCAGCAGCUUCUGCUGCUGCUGUUGCUCUUGCUGCUGCUGCAAGAGGCGCAGCAGCAGCAGCAGAGCUGCUGCAGCAGCCGUAGCUUCUGCUGCUGCUGGUGCCUCCAAGGCGAGCUGCUGUGUGAAAAAGUCGUGACGAUAGCCGAGCAGCACCUUGACUUGCUGUUGCGCCCGAUGCUGCUGCUGCUGGCUUCAUUGCUGCUGCUGCUGCUGCUGCUGCUGCUGCUGCUGCAGGCCCUAGGGAGCGGGUGGUGCGAAGAUUCUUCAAACCGCAGCCCCAAAUAUCUCAGAAAUGCUUUUCGUCUUGCUGUGCUGCCAGUGCUCGCCGACUUUACGCAGCGCGCAGCUCAGCAGCAGCAGCAGCAGCAGCAGCAGCAGCACGAGCAGCAGCAGCAGCAGCAAGAACAGCAGCAGCAGCAGGAGCAACGGCAGCAGCACAGGGACCACGAGGACCAGAUGAAUGGGACAAAUGCGGCUGCAGCAGCUGACUUCGCAGCAGAAGCAGCAGAACACCUGGACGCAGAGCUAGCAGCAGACCUAGCAACAACGGAAGCAGCAGCAGCAGCAGCAGCAGCAGCAGCAGCAGCACCUGACAAGGCCAGCUGUGGGGUUGCUGCCUUGCGGCGUCGGCUGGAGCUGCUGCACCGGCAGGUGCUGCUGAUGAAGCAGCACAUACACCAGGAAGCCUCUGCGUGGGAACGGACUCACCUCAGUUGUGCUGCUGCUGCUGCUGCUGCGGAGGCAGCAGCAACAGCUGCUGCUGCGGAAGCAGCAGCAACGGCUGUUGCUGCGGAAGCAGCAGCAACGGCUGCUGCUGCUGCUGACAACAGUGCAGGUAAAGACACAGCAGCAGCGCCGAUUCCUUCUUCAGAAGCAGCAACAAAUGCAAGCCGUUCGCCAGCGGACCCCCAGCAGCAGCAGCAGCAGCAGCAGCAGCAGCAGCAGCAACUGGGUGUGCCCGCUUUUCCUGUUGCUGCGUGGGCCCAAGUAGGCUCAGAGUUCAUGAAGCAGCAGCUGCUGCACCGCUGGCUGCGGAGGGUCAUGGAGGAAGGAGAAGUGCUGCAGCGGACUGUGGAGGCUCUGGCAGCUCAGCUUGCUGCAGCAGCCAGCAGCAGCAGCAGCAGCAGCAGCAGCAGCAAAAGCUGGCGAUUAGAUGUGGGCAGGAACUACUUCGUUGAAGGCAGCAGGCACCACGCGGUCCUUCGCCGCCGCCCGACGCAGCAGCAGCAGCAGCAGCAGCAGCAGCAGCAGCACCGGCACAGACAGCGGCAGCAGCCAAAGCACUAG
This is a messenger RNA of Eimeria necatrix, 1539 nucleotides long. RefSeq lists its product as hypothetical. The transcript has a single exon. The record is from RefSeq and is a predicted model, not a curated record. Gene Ontology annotation, molecular function: transcription cis-regulatory region binding. NCBI's taxonomy places the organism in Eukaryota, Apicomplexa, Conoidasida, Eucoccidiorida, Eimeriidae. Gene Ontology annotation, cellular component: nucleus. Gene Ontology annotation, biological process: regulation of transcription by RNA polymerase II. Bases 1 to 1539 code for a protein of 512 amino acids.